Messenger RNA from Cajanus cajan (pigeon pea), 723 nucleotides. RefSeq names its product gibberellin-regulated protein 4. NCBI's taxonomy places the organism in Eukaryota, Viridiplantae, Streptophyta, Magnoliopsida, Fabales, Fabaceae. The record is from RefSeq and is a predicted model, not a curated record.
GUUUUGAUCCCAGCAUCUCCUCGAACAUCCCUCUUGAUUUGUAGUGUUGUUUUGUGAUCAAGACGAGGGGUUGCGGGAUCAUAGUGUGUGAGUGUGCAACAAUGGCUGUGGCUAAGUUCUUUGCUGCUAUGAUCCUGGCGCUUAUUGCCAUGUCCAUGCUUCAAACAGUGGUCAUGGCUGCUAAUGGGCAAGACCUGUAUGAAAACAAGUUUGUGUUUCUUCAGAGCAAGUUUGGAAGUGGAAGUCUCAAGAGUUACCAAUGCCCUUCACAAUGCUCGAGGAGAUGCAGCAAGACCCAAUACCACAAGCCCUGCAUGUUUUUCUGUCAGAAGUGCUGCAGGAAAUGCCUGUGUGUGCCUCCGGGGUAUUAUGGUAAUAAAGCUGUGUGCCCUUGCUACAACAACUGGAAGACCAAGGAGGGAGGACCCAAGUGCCCUUAAGCUUCAACUUCAUCAAUCAAUUGUUGCUUUCUUAUAUAUUUAUAAUUUCCUUCCUUGUGCCCAAUUAAUGCACUAGCUUACUUCCCUAGCUACUAUAUAUCUGCUCCAAGUCCUAACUAUAUGGUAGCCCCCUUUUGGGUCUGUGAUAUUCAUAUAUGCUUUUAUGUAUUUUGGGAUGUCCUUUUGAAGGCCACAUCUGCUGUAUCACUCCUUAGGGCUUGUUUGCCUUUAAUGAGAGUGGCUUAUUAAUGUUAUCUGCCAAAGUUACUGCUACCUUAUUACA